CCUACGCUGAAUGUGGAAUGAAUGAAUCUCUAAUGAAUUACUGUUGUGUGUACGUUAGAGAAUUUGAACCAUGACAGCUUGUUAUUGAGCAUGAAUCAGUGUCAUCCCUGGUUUAGAUAACUUCAACGUAAGCUAACUGACAUCCCUUCGCUACUCGGUCUCUACACCAACCUGAAAGCCGGAAUGGCAGUAGAUUCUCUGUUAAACCUAUGCGCGGUCUGCGUCGCGAACUAUGCUGAUAACUACUACAGAGACCUUGGAACCUUGCCACAAAGCAUUAAGGAUAAGCUUGUACGAAUAAUGACUUCCCAAGGGACCGUAACCGAUUUUAACAUCAGUCAGCUACUGCAUAGGGGGAUCCAAUCACUAGAUCUGCAGAACUGCAAGGUAUCAGACUUGGCCCUGAGACAAGUCCACUGUCAGCAACUCAGGACCAUACUCCUCAGGGGAUGUGUCAGCAUCACCUCUGCAGGUUUGGAGGUUCUGGCGACCAGCUGUCCCGGUCUUCAGGUGGUUGAUCUCACGGGCUGUGUAGCUGUUACAGAUGCUGGGCUCGGAGCUCUCGCUCGCAGCUGUGCUGGCCUGGAGGUUAUUUCCCUCAGGGGCUGCACUGCGCUCAGUGACACUACCCUGCUGGAGCUGGGGGCAAACUGCAGGCUUCUGCAUAGUGUUUAUUUCUCAGAUACACUGGUCACAGAUGAAGGUGUCAUUAGACUAGCCACUGGAGUGUGCUCAAACAACUUAAAGGAAAUACAGAUGGCAAGAUGUCGAAACCUGACUGACAGAGCUGUCACUGUUGUUCUUACACACUGUGAUAACAUAAAGAUUUUUAACUUCCAUGGAUGUCCUCUUAUCACAGACCGGUCCAGGGAAGCCCUCCAGAAUCUUAUUGGUCCGGAUAAGAUCCGGCAAGUCAGCUGGACUGUUUACUGACUGCGGGAAAAACAAACCAAGAAGCAGAACAGGACUUCUGUACUGUGGGAAGAUAUCUGAUCACUGCAUGGGUGCUGUCUUAAAUCUAAAAGCUCCUUGUUCACUGUAAUCUUGUCAUAUGGCACCAGACUCUGUGAGACUGUUGUGUCCACUAAAAAAUGUUGCAAUGGUAUAGAGCAGCACUUGAGAGUGUAAUUAUAAAUCAGGUGGGUUUGAAUGCCUGUGCACCAAUCAAUGAAUUUACUGAUGAAGAUCAUUAGUGAAGUUUUUGACCACAUAAACUGUUUAACAGUGUUAGUGUAAGACUCUGCUACA
Chanos chanos (milkfish) is the source of this 1248-nucleotide messenger RNA. It is a transcript of the gene amn1, whose product is annotated as antagonist of mitotic exit network 1 homolog (S. cerevisiae). Bases 184 to 933 code for a protein of 249 amino acids. The transcript has 7 exons. Lineage: Eukaryota; Metazoa; Chordata; Actinopteri; Gonorynchiformes; Chanidae. Gene Ontology annotation, biological process: SCF-dependent proteasomal ubiquitin-dependent protein catabolic process. The record is from RefSeq and is a predicted model, not a curated record. Gene Ontology annotation, cellular component: SCF ubiquitin ligase complex. Gene Ontology annotation, molecular function: protein binding.